This is a messenger RNA of Miscanthus lutarioriparius, 1761 nucleotides long. Lineage: Eukaryota; Viridiplantae; Streptophyta; Magnoliopsida; Poales; Poaceae. The record is from the annotation of a GenBank genome assembly.
AUGUGUACAGGUGCUGCAUCUAGGCAAAGUGCUGAUCUAGAGUGUGGCCAGUUUGAUGAGGCCUUCGUAGAAGCCCUCAAAGGUACACCAUGCAGCAGCCAAGGUUUCUCAGCAAUCUGCAGAAAGGGACACACCAUGUAUGCAGAGAUUUCAAAUGACCUGAUCAAAUCCAAGGCAUCUCUUUUUGAAGUUGGAACGGUUUAUAUUAUCAAGAAAUUUCUCGUUGAUAGUGCUAGGAAAAGCUACAGGCCAGUUGACAAAGAUCUGAUGUUCCCAGCCAUAAAACCAACACGAAUGGUCUACAACUUAACAGAUGUCAUUGGUUACCUCGUCAAGUAUGAAGCAACGCAUACAUUUGUGCCAAAGAACCAAGAAAAGGCAAAAACGCUCAGAGAGAUCUAUAUCAAGGAUCUAAGAGACAAUAUGAUGAAGAUUACCCUGUGGAGCGAGCAUGCUAGAGCUUUCAACAUUAGCAAUAUAUACGACAGUGAGGCUGGUAAUGUUAUUGUUUGCCUUGUUGUUGGAUGCGUACCACGAGAGGAUAUUAAAAAUAAUGAUAAACCAUGCCUAACAGGAAGUUCAGCCUGCUGCUACUACUUGAACCCUAACAUUCCAGAGGCACGUCCUUUCUACUCUAGAUUCAAAAACACCCCGGUGUACAUCGAUCGACCAACAGAUGAAGAGACUCACUCUCCAGCUGAAGACAUUGAGCUUCCAGAGAAAACUAUAGAUGCACUCAACCAGGUUGACCCUUUUGAUGAAGAGGGGCCCUUCAAGUGCACGGUAACAGUUGUCUCCAUUAUAAACUCAACCAGCUGGUGGUACAUGUCUUGCAAACUGUGUAAAAAAAAGGUUGAACAGCAGCCAGAUGGAAGCUAUAAAUGUCAAAAAUGUCAAGGCACAGCUACGGUUCCUAGGUACCUAAUAUCGUUCACAGGAAGAGAUGAAACAAGUGAAGCUAGAUUCUUUGCUUAUGAUGACGAAGCCUACAAAAUGAUUCAGAGAGACUGUGAAUCAGUGAUGAACCCAUUAGCUCCACGAGAUGCCUUGCCUCAGCCAUUACAGAAGAUCAUUAACAGCACGUUCCUGCUCUCUGUUGAUCUUACUAAUGAUUCAUGCAAGAGCAUAAAAUACAAACAAUACCAGGUCAAGGCUGUUUUAGCAAGACCAAAACAGUCUGAAACAGACAUUAUUUCCAUGUCUCAGUAUGAAGAAGAGAAGCCAACAAAUGCCUCUACAGAUACUGAUAGUCCACAACAUCCAAGUGAGGUGCUUCUGAUUGAGUUAGGAACACAACAGACUCCAGUACCAGCUCUUGACACUGAUAAAGAGACCUGUAAAGAUGAUGAUACCAGAUCGUCGGCAGUUCAUCCCGGUGCUCAAAGGAACCUAUUCGGCCACCCAGAUUCGACGAACAAGCAUGAUGAUGUUCAGAACGAUGAAGAAGACCAAACCAUCAACGACCUUAAGAGACUUGCUGCACAGGAUGCUUCAUCGUCGAAGACAAAAUCCAAGAACUUGUACUUAAUCAACCGAUCAGUUAUUUACACAUACAACUCUUUACUAAUUUGCGGUUAUGAAACUUGUGUCGCUGCAAACAAUGCUCCACCACAGCUACUCCAAAGCGCAACUCCGAAGCUGAUGAAUCCAGUUAGGAAACAAACAGCGCCAGCGGCUGCCUCUGAAGACAAGCGCACACGCCAAAACAGCUGCUCCACACAGAGUCUGUUAGCCCAGAAGUUUAUCAACUACCGCCUCUAA